This is a messenger RNA of Calidris pugnax (ruff), 2408 nucleotides long. It is a transcript of the gene TNIP2, whose product is annotated as TNFAIP3 interacting protein 2. Bases 86 to 1636 code for a protein of 516 amino acids. Gene Ontology annotation, biological process: regulation of transcription by RNA polymerase II; cellular response to lipopolysaccharide. The record is from RefSeq and is a predicted model, not a curated record. NCBI's taxonomy places the organism in Eukaryota, Metazoa, Chordata, Aves, Charadriiformes, Scolopacidae. The transcript has 6 exons. Gene Ontology annotation, molecular function: K63-linked polyubiquitin modification-dependent protein binding.
AAAAGCGGCCCAUCCUCCUCCUCCUCCCCGCCGACGGGGGAAGGCGGAAAAGCGAAGCGGUCAGCGGGCCCCUCCCCGGGUUUAUAUGCGCCUGGCCGGAUUCCUGCCGGCCCCGGAGAAGAAAGAGAAGGGGCAGCAGCGCGGAGAGGGCUUACCUUCCCCGGCCAUGUGCUCGGUGAGCGAGGCGAGCAGCACGGACCCGCUGGCGGCCCGCUUCAGGCAGGUGGAGGAGACGCUGGAGAAGCUGCACCGGGAGAACCGGAGCCUGAAGAACAAAGUGCCCCGCUACAACGCGCUCUGCGCCUUGUACCACGAGUCCGCCCAGCAGCUGAAGCACCUCCAGCUGCAGCUGGCCGCCAAGGAGGCCACCAUCCGGGAGCUGCGGAGCGGCCUGGCCCGCCAGUCCUCGGCGGCAGCGGUGGCGGGGGGCGAGGCGGGGGCUGGGGGCGCGGAGCCGGCCCGCUCGCUGGUGGAGAGCCUGCUGGAGCAGCUGGGGCAGGCCAGGGAGCAGCUGAGGGACAGCCAGCGCCUCUCGGAGAAGAAAAUGGAAGCUCUCAGCCAGGAAGUACAGAGGUUGAAUCAGCAACUAGAAGAGAAAAAUGGAGAGAUACAGCAAAUGAUAAAUCAGCCUCCAUAUGAAAAGGAGAGAGAAAUCUUACGACUUCAGAAGAGCUUGGCAGAAAGAGAGAAGGCUCAGGCCACCAGCGAUGUUUUGUGCCGUUCACUGACUGAUGAAACUCACCAACUUCAACGCAAAUUAGCAUCCACAGCAGAAAUGUGUCAACAUCUGGCAAAAUGUCUGGAAGAGAAGCAAAGAAAGGAGAAGGGGAAUUCAGAUGACCAGACACCUACUGAAAGAUCUAAUCAGCUUUUAGACAAUGAAACUUCACUUCAAGCUCUUGUCUGCAACCUACGAGAUGAAAACAGGAUGUUAAAACAAAAAGUAGCUCACGUGGAAGACUUAAAUGCCAAAUGGCAGAAGUAUGAUGCCAGUAGGGAUGAGUAUGUGAAGCGACUCCACCUGCAGCUGAAAGAGAUGAAGUCACAGCUGGACCAGCAGCACGGAGUAACUUCAGCACAAACCAAUUCUGACCUGAUGCACAAGGAGAUAUUCCGGUUAAACAAGCUCCUGGAAGAAAAAAUGAAUGAAUGCAUAAAAAUAAAGAGAGAAUUAGAAGAUGUGAAGAAGGCUAGCGAAGGAGAUAAUGAGCGCAUACAAAUGCUGGAAGAACAGGUCCUAGUUUAUAAAGAUGAUUUCAAGUCUGAGAGAUCAGACAGAGAACGAGCACAGAGUAAAAUACAAGAGCUUCAGGCAGAAGUUGCCUGUCUGCAGCACCAGCUAGCAAGAAGACAGGACUCAAGAGACACAGGUAGUCACUUCAGAGCUCACACUGGUAACCAAAAUCACAUGUAUGUACAGACGAACGUUGAACAUCUACGAGGCAAUAGUCCAGGCCAAACAGGCACGAGAAGAACAUCUUCACAGUCUGAACAAGCCUCUCCUCCUGUGGACAAUGGAAACUCAGGAUCCGAGGGCCGGGCACAGGGUGAACUCAGAUGUCCUCAUUGUAUGAGGUUUUUCAGUGAUGAACUCAGUGAUGAAUUCCUCAAGCACGUUGCUGAAUGUUGUCAGUGACCACGUUAUGUGAGGCUUGUAAGUCGAUCACUACUUUAAAGACAGUAAAACUUUGUGCAUAUCUCCUACAGUCCUAAACCACAGUCAUUCAAAUGGACAGCUCUUAGGAACUGGGAGCAUGCACAAUAUCUACCUCUUACUUGAUUUCUCCUGCUCUUGGGACUGUGUGAAAGACUUCAAGAUAAAGCAAAGUGUUUUUGCGAAGAAUCAUUUCUGACAACUACAGGGAAGGCAAGAAUAAUGCAAAUUCUACUACAAACUAAACUGAAACUUAGGCUGGUAGUUAGCGUCAGAGUGCAGCUUGACUCCUAUUUGAGUCUAAUUCUUGACAGCAGUCUGAAGACUUGGGAAAAAAAUAACUGAACUUGAAAUUUUCCUCCUCUUCCAAAAAUGUAGGCUGCAGAAUGGGGAAGGAGCACUUUAGCAGAAGAUAGGAAAAACCUUACUGCGCUUUAUCUGGAUUAAAAAUGAAAGUAUUUUCUUGGCUGAACUUUCAGACAUCUCAUCUGAAAAUCCUAGCGUUCAACUGAAAUCAGCAGAAGUGAAGAAAACAUGAAAGGGCUGGUUAUUGACUAAAACUAGCCUGUCUUUUUGCACAGAAACAAUGUACAGGGAUAUUUAUUUUUUUUUCUGUGCCAUAAGUAAUUAUUUUACACAUUUAUAAAUGUGUAUCUGUGUAAUUAUUGAUUGUAUUCCUAUUUUACCUAAGGAUUAUUUUUAUAAUAAAAGUGAUUGUGCAGUUGCUUUACUACAUUAGUAAAGUGGUCAAAAA